GCGCGCGCGGGGCGGAGCUCGGCGCCCGGCUCCUCCUCCGCGCCCGGUGGCGGCGGGCCGUCCAGCCAGUCCGCAGGGCCCGGGAGGAGGAGCAGGGCGAGAAGGUAGGGCGGCAUCACAGCCCUCAUGGAGCCCAACGUGCGCUUCUGGAUCACCGAACGCCAAUCUUUUUUUCAAAGAUUUCUUCAGUGGACAGAAUUAUUGGAUCCUACAAAUUUGGUCAUUUCAGUUGAAAAAAUCGAAAAAUCGAGGCAGCUGUUGUUAACAAAUGAAGAUGCAUUCGGAUCUUUGGAGGACCAAAGGAUACAGGAGGCUUGGAAGAGAAGUCUUUCAACAGUACAUCCCGACAACAGCAAAUUGAUCCCUGUUCCUUUUCGACCUGCAGCGCUCCUGCCUUUCACAGCACCCAUGGUAUUUUUGUCUCUGGUGUCAGCAAAAAGUCUCAAGGCCAUGGUUUUACCUCAGUUAUCCUUCUUCACCUAUACUACAACAUUCAAUGUCAUCAAUGGAAACGCAAGUUACGAUUGUCGUCCAUAUGAGAGUAUAUUACUAGGGGCAGGAGUAAUUGCUUCUUCAACCUUUCUUGGAUUAUUGCCUCGUUUGUUCCAAGUGAGGUAUUCACUGAAUAACGUUUUGGUGAGAAGAGCCCUUCCUGUCAUCGUUCUCACUCAAGUCAGCGCAAUGAAUGUUGUUGUAUCCCGAGGUUUAGAGCCCAUGCGGGGGAUUGAGGUCAUGGACAAGGAAGGCAAUGUCAUAGGCUAUUCCAGAAAAGCUGGGACGAAGGCUGUUAAAGACACAGCAGCCACCAGAGCAGUGCUGUUUGGGACCUCAGCUGCCAUCCCUGAAGUCUUCUCAUACUUUUUUAAAAGGACCCAGUUCUUCCUGCAAUACCCGUGGUCCCUGUGGUCCUUUAAGCUCUCCUGUACUAUCCUUGUGAUGGGGCUGAUGGUGCCAGUCUCUCUCAGCAUUUUCCCACAGAUUGGACGGAUACAAUGCAGUAAGCUUGAAAAGGAAAUUCAGUCUGCAACAGAGGAAACGGAGCUCUUCUAUAACAGAGGGAUAUAGGGAUGUUUUAGGUGGAUCUGUUUGGCUCCUGCUUGGAAACCUUCCUGUCCUCAAGGUUUCAGUUUCAAGAACUCUACCAGAAUUCUGGAAAGGCCAGAGGGGUCUGGCUGACAGGACGGCUCCCAGGCACACAUCCAAGGCUGUGUGGUGCAGGGGUUUUAAGCCUGGAUGAAGAGAGAAAUGUGAGGCUGCCUGACCCACCCCCACGCGGUUGCCGACUGGUGGGUGAUGUAAGACUCAGUUGUCUGUCAGCCUCUGAAAGGAUACAGUGAAAUGACUAAUAAACUUGUCUAAUGUUGAGUAUUUGAGAAAAUAAAGGAGGAAAGUCCAUCAGGCCCAGGGCACAAGCUUUAAACUGAUGGCCCCUCUCCAAGUACUCGUGAACCUCUGGUGAGCUAGUGAAGGCCUCCAACCCCCAGAGCAAUCCUGUUUCCCCGCUCAGCUUCCUUCCCAUUUUGGACAAGUACUUAAAGUCUUUGCCCCCUGCUGCGCAGCUCCUUCUUUCUCCUCACUGGCAUGAGACCCUGCCUCUUCCGUCCCAGUGAAACCCAGAGCUAUUGGCCAGCAACGAACACCUGGUACCAAAUUGCUGGCCUCCCUUGGCCCACAGCCAGCCUCCCGUCCUCCCUUCAGGGGCAGCUGCUGUGCCUCUGCUCUGGGUCCAGCCCCCGCGUCCCCUCUGGCUCCAGCCUCAUCUACUGCUUCGCAGUAUGUUUAAGCUGUUUGAAUCACCUGGCUCAUUAAAGAAGCAAAACCUGCUGUUCGUGGCCUAACUUUUAAAGCUUGUCUACCUGUUUAACCCCACCCUCUAAUCUGCUGAGGCUGCUCUCAUCCAUGCCCCACCCAAAUGCUACAGUGCCACUGCUGGGUGCUCACACUGGGCAUGAGACUUGCUCUCUCCUCAGCAAUAGGCCCACAUUCAACUGCCCCCUGCAUUUGGCCAUUUAAAUGUCCAUUGAAGAACCAGGCUCAGGAAAUGGUACCAUCACUUACCCAGGAGCGUUAAGAUGGGAUCCCUGGCAGCACCCUUACUCUGCCCUCCCCCUCCCCCUACUUAGUGGACUGAACUCAGUAGUGUCUCCUCUAGAACUCACGCCUCCACUUCCACGACUGUCCCAGCUCAGUCCAACAGCAUCCCCUGCUGGUAUUACUCUCUCCGUUUGGCUCUCUCCAAUCCUCCAAUCCAUGCUCUCACCUGCUAUUCUAAACCGCACCUGCUUAAAAACCUUAAAUGGCUUCCCAGGACAUCAGGAUCAAGUUCAAAUUCCUUGCCCUGCAGUCAGGAGCCUUUACCCUGCUUGUCUCUUGCCGCUGCCUUUUCUGGCUCUGGACCGACAUGCAGUUCCUCAGUCGGGCUGUGGUCUCUCCUUUGCCUUCACACCUGUCGUUCCCUCUGCUCUGGGCUAACUCCUGCUUACGCUUCAGGUCUGACUUGGACAUCACUCUUCCAGGAAAGCUAGGUGCCCCUCCUGUGUUCCCAUACCACUCAGUUUAGAACUCCAUACACUGCAGUGCAGCAGUGGCCCUUCAAUCUGUAGAUUGUGUGCCUUGAGAACAGGAACUGUGUCUUGUACAUCAAGGAAGGCCCAAGACACAACCCAGUGCACGGUACAGAGUAGGAACCCAACCAUUUGCACACCAGGGGAAUGUUAGCAACAGACCCUGCCCCAAAUCAUCAUCUACCUGUGGCUUUCAGUUUUCCCUAGGCCAGAUUGAUGGUUAUCUCCGAAUUUUGUAAAAGGGUUUCUCGAGUGCCCAAAAGGAUAAGUUUACUAAAAAACCCCUAGAUGGCUCCGUAUAGCCCAUAGGCUUACUCUAAACAAAAUUAAAGAACUAAGUGUGCAAAGAAUCCAGGUGAAGACUUAGUGGCUAACAUGACAGAGUAGAAAUGUGAGGGCAACUUCUCAAAGCAGAAGAUAGACUGAAGUUACAGUCAACUCUGGGAAGCGGGGAAUGGAGGAGGGCCAGAGCAGGAGAGAAGGGGCCUGGACCCCAUAACUUUCAAAUCAGUCUUCUAAUAAUUCCUCAGAGCAUUUGCAGCUGAUAAAGGUUUUUCCCUUUUGUUUGGAGUGGGAAGCAUCAGAGAAAGAGGGCACAAUUUUUCAUAUACCUGAAGCUUUGUUGAAUAUCAAAAUAUUUCCAUUUUAUUUCUGUAUCAUAUUUGUAAUUUUAACAACUUUGAUCAUUAGCUAAUACGGUAAUACAAAAAAUGGAGAAAAAAGAUGUUAGUAUUCAUUUUCAUAAAGUGCAGAUUUAAUUUUUAAUUGUUUGCCUUAGUAAACAUCAUCUCAUUUCAGAUCCUCACCUGCCCCCAUCCAAGGAGGGAGGGAAAAGGCUAUUUUUGAUUUUUACUUUACAAAUAUCUAACACCAAGAAUAAAUGAAAGAUCGGAUAAAGACAAGAUAUUUUUGCAAACAUUUUUCUGAGUAUGAUUUCUAAGGACAACAGUACUGAGUGUAAAAUAAACUUUCAUAAUUAAUAUGAAUACAUACAAUAAAAUUAAAAGUUCAGAAUUUAGGCCUC
Messenger RNA from Manis pentadactyla (Chinese pangolin), 3588 nucleotides. It is a transcript of the gene SFXN4, whose product is annotated as sideroflexin 4. Gene Ontology annotation, cellular component: mitochondrial inner membrane. Gene Ontology annotation, molecular function: monoatomic ion transmembrane transporter activity. Lineage: Eukaryota; Metazoa; Chordata; Mammalia; Pholidota; Manidae. The coding region runs from base 127 to 1065 and encodes 312 amino acids. The transcript has 14 exons. Gene Ontology annotation, biological process: monoatomic ion transport; mitochondrial transmembrane transport. The record is from RefSeq and is a predicted model, not a curated record.